GUACCUGUCUUAUUGAGGGGCUGCAGCUUCUUUUUCUUGACACUAUCAAGGUUGGUAACAUGCGUCCCUCAAUAAUCUUUUUGGAAUUGUGCAGUGUCUGCAUGCUCUCGUGCGAGGUUUCUUACUGGCGGCCAGUCUCGAUGAUGUCACGACUUUGAGUGCUUUCGGUAGCUCUCUAACGGCAGCUCCCACACAACUCAACUCCCUCAAAAUCGAAAUAUCAGCCUCGAGCCUAUCGGAUCGCCGGAAAGAUUGGCUUCUUUUCCCUUUCAGAAGCUCAAAUGCUCACCAACUACUUUGUCUGCACGCUUGGUCAGGCUGCCACUAUACAUGAACAGCCCAAAUCGUACUCUACAGUCAGCGAAUUGGUAGACCACCAAGCACAAUAUCACCCAUACCUUCCUGCCGUUGGAUUUCCAAUCCCGCAUCCAAACCAAGAUGAAUGGGCACACGAGGUUCUCACAUUUGGUGACGUGAAACGGGGGACGGAUGUUUUUGCAAAGAGGUUGUUGCAUACCUCAGGAGCUCUGGGUGGAAAUGCACAAACAAUAGCACUUCUAUGUCAUAGCUCUCCGGAGUUCCUCUUCACAUGGCUGGCUUUGAUGAGACUGGGUCACUCAGUUCUUCUGAUUGCUCCACAAUGCCAGGCAGCAGCAAUUGUGCAUCUCUGCAAGUCGUGCGAGGUUUCUGUACUAUUCCAUGACAUCUCUCACGCUGAACGAGCUCAUCAGACCGAGGACUUGGCGAAAGAGGAAGAGAUAAACAAUUUCAAGUCACAAUUGAUUCCGCUGCACGAUGGGGAUAACGUCUUUGAAAUUAUCCAGGAACCAACUGAGUUGAGUCUCGAUCUACCAGAAUCAGAUGAGACGGCGAUUGCGUAUCUUCACCACACUUCCGGAACUUCAUCAGGAUUGCCGAAGCCGAUUCCUCAGUCGCAUCGAGCUGCAAUUGGUGUUCUUCCGCAUCUACCGACGAUACCAGUAGCAGCGUCUUUUACAACGACACCUCUAUAUCAUGGCGGCAUAGCGGAUCUUUUCAGAUGCUGGACAAGCAAUGCUCUCAUCUGGCUAUUCCCAAAAAUGGUGCCUAUUACAGCCAAAAAUAUCUGCCGUUGUCUUGAUGUGGCCCAAUCAUAUUCCGAAACACCAGGUCUCCCAGAAGUGAGGUACUUCUCGUCGGUACCUUACAUCCUCCAAAUGAUGGAAGCGGAUGAGAGAGGGCUGAAACUACUGAAGAACAUGGAAAUUGUUGGUGUUGGAGGCGCAGCCUUGCCAGCAGAGGUUGGCGAUCGAUUGGUGAAGAGUGGAGUGAACCUCAUCUCAAGAUUCGGAAGCGCGGAGUGCGGCUUUCUACUAUCAUCGUAUCGUGCUUUCGAUUCGGACAAGGACUGGCAAUAUCUGCGCAACUACAACCCUCCGCAGCUUCUGGACUUCGAGCAACGAGACGACGGCUUAGCGGAGCUUGUCAUAAAACCCGGGUGGCCGCACAUGGCAAAGCAAAAUCGCUCUGACGGGUCUUUCGCAACUGCAGACCUCUUUGCGCCACAUCCAAACUAUGAAAACGCCUGGCUAUACCACUCAAGAGCUGACUCUCAGUUGACGCUAAUCACUGGAAAGAAGUUUGACCCAGCAUCAUUGGAAGACGCCAUAGCUACUUCGCCUUUACUGGAUGAUGCACUGAUCUUUGGAAACAGUCAACCAUUCCCUGGUGUACUUCUGCUACGAUCAGAAAAGGCCAGUGGGAUCUCAGACGAGGAGCUUCUCGAUGCGAUCAAGCCAAUAGUGGAGAAGAUGAAUCGUGAAAGUCAGGAUCACGCGAGAAUACCACAUGACAUGUUAAUACCAAUGCCCCAUCAGACACAGCCAUUAGAAAAGAGCAGCAAAGGAACCAUCAUCAGAAGAGCGGCUGAAUCCAGAUUUGAAGAUGCCAUCAAGCGCGCGUAUGAUUCGCAGGAAUCAGAUCAGUCUGUCGACGUGAAGGACGAAGAUUUGCCACAGCAUCUCACAGGUCUCAUAAAAUCCAUCACGUCACAGUCCGACAACCUGACUGAAGACAUGGAUCUGUUCUCCUACGGCGUCGAUUCUAUUGCGUGCAUGCAGUUGAGGACUCGUUUGAGACGGCUCAUACCCAACUGCAAAGAGGCGUUGCCUAUGAGUGUGGUAGAAGAUUGUGGUACAAUUGGACGUUUGACAAAUUAUGUAUUGCGGAAAAGACAUGGAGAGACAGAUGCCAGUGAGGAAGACGAGGAACAGUCAAUGCUGAAACUGGUCAAGGAGUAUGGCUCUUUUGAACAAUCGACUGCGCAAGAUUCGUCCGAUGGCGACAGUAUCGAAAAACGGACCAAAGACGUUGUAGUGCUUACUGGGGCUACUGGAGCGCUUGGAGCGCAUAUCUUGAAGCUGCUACAGAAGUCGGAGAACGUUGGUACGAUCUAUUGUCUCGUAAGAGGGUCAGAUGAGCAGGCUGCAAAAGAGCGUGUCAGCAAGGCCCUUGAGCAGAGAGGUCUUCUGGAUUCUUCAUCACAGCAGAGGCUCGGCGAGAAGGUCAAGGUGGUUCAAGCACAGUUGAGCGAUGAGCGUCUCGGACUGAGCGAAGAACUGUACGACUACCUGGCCAAAGAAGCGACCUCGAUCAUCCACGUCGCAUGGACUGUCAACUUCCGCCUCAAGCUAAGGAGUUUCGUCAAGGACAACAUCGCCGGGGUGAGAAAUCUUCUUGAUUUGGCACUGAAGACACCGCGUUCUCAUCCGCCUCGCUUCGCAUACUGCUCGUCAACUGCAGCAGUCAUGAACGGUGAGCUCGAUCAAGCUGGCUGUUUCCCUGAGCGCAUCUUGUCCGACCCCGCGUCAGCAUCACCGCUCGGUUAUUCGCGUUCGAAAUGGGUUGCAGAGCGUGUCUGCGAGGAAGCGCAUGUUCGGACGAGUCUUCACGGGCGGGUAGCAGUUGUGCGUGUCGGACAACUUGCUGGCGAUUCGCGAUCAGGUAUCUGGAACACAAAAGAAGCGUGGCCUAUGAUGUUGAGCACUGCGAGACUCAUUGGAUGUCUACCUGACCUAGGCGACGAACCACUUGAUUGGCUUCCGGUUGAUAUAGCCGCGCAGGCUUUCCUCGAGACUACGCAAGCCAGCAGUGUAAGCAGCGACCGAAUGCCUGUCUAUCACGUUCUAAAUCCGCACCAAAAACCGACAUGGCACGACAUGCUCCAGUGGCUGAAGAGGAAGGAAGACUUUGAGAUUGUAUCGCCUCAAGAUUGGGUUAGUCGUUUGGAGAACUGCAAGAACCAGGAGCAUUCUGCAAUGAAGCUGCUCGGACUCUGGAAAGCGUCGUACUCUAGCGAGCAGCAGGAGUCGAAGCAAAGACCACACUUCUCCAUGGUGGAGACGAAGAAAGGAGUCCCCGUGUUAAGGGAAGUCGAACCACUUGAUGAAGCGUAUGUGGGGCGCGUCUGGGAUUGGGUCCAGGCCAAUGUACACUGAAUCAGGGGUCUGUAACAUGGAAGCUGAACGCGACACGUUGUUGCUACAGAAUUCGUACCUAGUCAAUAGUCUGAAAUAUUAUCUGUGC
Dothidotthia symphoricarpi CBS 119687 is the source of this 3564-nucleotide messenger RNA. Its product is annotated as thioester reductase. Bases 282 to 3476 code for a protein of 1064 amino acids. Lineage: Eukaryota; Fungi; Ascomycota; Dothideomycetes; Pleosporales; Dothidotthiaceae. The transcript is spliced from 2 exons. The record is from RefSeq and is a predicted model, not a curated record. Gene Ontology annotation, molecular function: phosphopantetheine binding.